GAGUGGGCCGGAAACCCCCUCGAAUCAGAAACAACUUAAGCACACCGCACCGCACAGCAUCGCCGCACCAAAAUUGGCGGAGCGAUGGCUGCCGGGUGUAGCAAAGCAUUCGCCUCGAAGUACGAGGAGGAGCUCUAUUACGACGUGGAGUUUGAAGAGUUUUGCAAGAAUUUCGAGUUUUCGAACUCAUCGACCUGUUGGAUAUGCAAUGGAUAUUACGGUCCCAGCUAUGGUGAGCCGCUGUGCGGAACGUGCCAUUCUUUCAUCUUCCCGAACCGUCCAAAUGGCGAAGAGGAAGGUCUGGUAACGCUCGAAGACGAUGACGAAGAUUCCGGUAACGACGAACCGCCCGAAAAUGGGUCCGAAGCGAAGGACCGCUCAGACGACGAAUCCGACGAUUUGGAACGACCGCGUCCUUCGGCACCGCGCAAUUUGGGCCAGUACCUGGACAUGCUUUCCCAGCCACGCGAAACGGAUGAAUCGCAACAGAAAAUUUGUGUGCUACCAGUCGAGGUGCUGCUGUCGAUUUUCUCCUAUUUGGACGAUCUAUCCCUGUGGAACGCGAGCGAGGUAUGCAAACAGUGGAAGCGCAUACUGGAGGUCCACGUGCCACAGCAGAUGUGGAAAAAGUACACCAAGGAGCGGUGGCCACUGUUCCAGCAGAUCUCUACCAUUCCUAACUGGUUACACAUGUACGGUGCACUGAUGAAUUCCUGCUUCUGUCGCACGUGUCUGCUGCAGAUGGCACUGAAAACACCGAUGCGUGGCCGUGAGAAUCUUAUUCGCGCUAAUCGACUGCGAGGCGACAUCCGAUCGCUGGAUCGUGACGCUACCGAGGGUAUCGACGCGGUGGCGCUCGACAAUCAACUGUUCCACUGGCAGGCGUCCAUCCUCGGCCCGACGGGUAGUCCGUACGAGGGUGGCAAGUUUUUCCUCUAUAUCGUCAUACCCCUCUCGUACCCGAUGCUGCCCCCACAGGUGCGCUUUCUCACGAAAAUCGUACAUCCGAACGUUUCGCGUCAUGGCGACGUUGGGAUCGACAUUAUCCAGCACAAUUGGUCCCUUGCGUUGACCAUCUCGAAGUUGUUGUUGUCGGUGCAGAGUCUGCUGACCGACCCGUACACUCAGAUUUGCAUGGAACCAGAACUCGGCCGAAUGUACGAGAAUGAUAGACCAAAGUUUGAAGCACUCGCCAGGCGCUGGACGUGGAAGUACGCUAUGUACGAAGUGUUACCGCCACUGGAAGGCCUCUCAUAGAACGGGAACUGAGCGGCAAACAAGGAAUUGCUCCGUUUUAUGAAAAGAGUUCACAUGAAAUGUGUGAGAAUACUGUGUACAGAGCCAAGAAGCGUGUGAAUAGCUUCAGCGCAUAGUUCUUCAUGUAUAUUUUCUGAUAAUAUCGCGUCCUGUGUGGUAUUAAGAAUGGGAAGAAUGUAAGGUCUAGAGCGGAACAAAUAUUCAUUUGAGAAAUGGUGCGAAGCUAUGGCCACAUUGUAACAAGUUUCUAUACUGCCGGCAUGUCAGGCAAGGGAUAUAUAUACUAUUAUUUUAAGAAACUCACGGUCACCACCCAUGACAGCAAAUGCUAGACCCAUUCAUUCCCUCGUUUCCCACGACAGUCACUAAGGAGUUCGCCCCAUAGAAUCCUCUUUAGGCGGGAUAAAUUCUAGCUUUUAAGCAAUUCUUCGUCGAACGAAGCAAUGUAGUGUGUGCAUUGUGGCGGCCAACGGUACGCAGCGUUUCUGUGGAAGCCAAUGGUACGCAGGAGCACUUGUAGCCCUUGAAAAUAGUGUAGUACUAUGACCAGCAUUAAGGUACCUAUUUAUUUCACACCUACAAAG
Molecule: messenger RNA, 1841 nt
Organism: Anopheles bellator
Lineage: Eukaryota; Metazoa; Arthropoda; Insecta; Diptera; Culicidae
Gene: morgue
Exons: 4
Coding region: 85-1257 (390 amino acids)
Biological process (GO): protein polyubiquitination
Cellular component (GO): nucleus
Molecular function (GO): protein binding
Source: RefSeq, a predicted model, not a curated record